GCAGACCACCCGCUGCGAGCUCCAAAGACCCCCACCCUUCCUCUUCCUGCCUCCGCUCGCCGCCGAUCCCGCGGCUCGCCGGCGGCUACUACUACCUACCACUCUCGACCUCGAGUGGGGAACUCCACGGCUGCGUCGCACGCCCAGCACCCCCCCGCCUGCCCCCCUUCGUCCCGAUCUAGCCCGCCGCUGAAAGGCAGGAGCAAGGGCAAAUGGCAGGCAUGGACGAAGGCGUCCGGCUGGACCUCGACAAGCUCCCCAUCAAGCGGCUCGAUGCCAUCGACGAGGCCGGCAACGAGCACUACCCGCCGGACACCAGCAGCGAGGAGCAGCGGCUGGCCGCAAUCCGCAGGGUCGACUUCUCCUGGGUCAUCGAGAGGGACGCCAAGAAGGCUAAGAAGGCCGCGGAGGACACCGCGCAGCAGUCGUGGCAGUGGCAGGGCCUCAUGGAGAGCCUCCAGCAGGCGCAGCAGGAGCUCACCGUCGUCCUCGACCUAAUCAGCACGGUCGAAGCGAACGAUGCUGUGGCCGUCACGACAACGUCCAAGCCCAAGUCGCUGCCGAACGAAGUUCUAGAUGACAUGGCGGUCUCCGCGGCCACUAAGCUCCAGCGACUUCGGCAUUUGGGACGGUACUUCAAACAAUCAGCUAAAACCAUGGAGCAACAGUUCCAAAAGGAGGCCAGGUUCUAUGGCUCAUUAAUCAGAUUGCAGCAGAACUGGAAAGUCAAGAGGCACCGAUUUGGUGCGACUGGUCCAGGAAGUGACAGCUUCAUGUUUGACGUAGUUGACACAUCUCAGUUAGAUACAGCAGCAAUGCCCCGAAUGUCGUCAAUGUCUUUAGUUCCAAUUGAUCAAGACUCAUCGGGCACUUUAUCUGUACAAGUCCCGCAAAAGUCGUGCCGUUUCUUGAGCCUUCAACUCCGCGGGGAUAAUGCCAGCAGUGCGGAAAGCUAUGCUUGCAAAAUGAAAGGUAUCUCAAGCACCACUUCUGCAGCGGAAAAUGAUGCUUUGGAGAAUGAUGAUGUCAAUAAGUCUGUCAAACAUGCACAUUCCAUUCUUCGCAAUAUCCACAAGUCAAUAUUCGAGGAGCAGGUAUUUGACAUGGUGAUCCGUGAGACAUUUGUCCCAUCUCAAGGAAUCAACGUAACUGGAAUGCGUGAGGAUUUUCUCCAAUUAGCAAUUGGCCAAGAGAACUUGUUGUGCCUUUCGCUUGAGCAUUCUGGUUUGGAUACUGACUCCGAAAUGGAAGGCCUUGAAGAGCCCACUGAUUCAGAGGAUGCUUCAAAUCUCGUAUUAGCCACCAUCAAUGGGAAGCAGGAGCCUUCAAAAAUGGAUGCCUCAGGCCUUAACCCCAAAAGUCUGGAAAUUUACUUGCUACAUAUGUUUCAUGAGAACAUUCUUAGGAAAGUCAGGGAAAAAUAUCGUAAUAUUGUUCGCUACCCGAGUCCUGCUCAGGCUGCAGGUGAUGACUGUAACCUGCUAGGUCAUUUCUGCAUGACAGUGGCUCAUAGGAUAUUCUCAAAUAAAGUACACCUGGAGCUGGAGAGUGUGGUUAGCAGGGUUCCUUAUCUCCAUCUGCAGUCUCUCCCUACGUGGCAUUCUCGAACUUCAUCCUGGUCUCUCUGCUUAAGAGUUCCGCAGCCUAUUUUGGCUGCUGACCGAGUCACAAAACCUUUAGAUAAUGAUGAACCUAAGUACAAGUCCAGGUCACAGUUCAACACAAAGGUUAUCUUGAAAGAUGGCCAAAUUAGUUUGAUGGGUGAAGGUUCUCCAAGCAUUGCUGGAUCACUUACUAGGAAGCCAUCCGAUGGGUAUUUGAUAAAUAGUUACAACUGUGACUUGGAAGACCUCCCAACGAUGCUUCUGCAGCAGGUUGCCAGUCAAGUAAUAAACUGGCUACAUGAAGAAGCAUUGGUUCUCGGGAUGAAUGUGACUAGAGAUUUCCUGUGCCUUUACUUUGAUCUUGACCAAGGCGAUACGCUCGGCCUGGUGGCACAUGUUGACCCAGAUGACGCCUACGGCUGCAUUUCGUGGUACCUAACAAUUGAUCACUCAGCGAAGGACGGGAAGAUGUCGACGGAUAAUCCUGAGUUUGAGAAGCGUAGGUUUCUGGGGUAUCUCUCUCUGGAAGUGUUGUACUCUACCCUGAUGGACUUGAUAAACUUGUGUAGCACCGGUGUCCACCACUAAAGAUAUGUUGUACAAUGCUAGAAUUCUGUAAUAGUAUACUAGCACCGCUAACUUGUUUGUGACAAUCACAUUUCUGCCCCUUGAUCUUUUUGUUUUGGCUUAGGUCAAUGAAAUGUGCUAUUGAUUUUUCCAUGUGCUUAUUUUUGCGUCCUUGUGGCCUUGGUAACUAUUAAUGGGAGCAGACUUGUGUGUGAUAAGAUA
Molecule: messenger RNA, 2393 nt
Organism: Brachypodium distachyon (stiff brome)
Lineage: Eukaryota; Viridiplantae; Streptophyta; Magnoliopsida; Poales; Poaceae
Product: mediator of RNA polymerase II transcription subunit 17
Exons: 8
Coding region: 213-2192 (659 amino acids)
Biological process (GO): regulation of transcription by RNA polymerase II
Cellular component (GO): mediator complex; core mediator complex
Molecular function (GO): transcription coregulator activity
Source: RefSeq, a predicted model, not a curated record